This is a messenger RNA of Lepidothrix coronata (blue-crowned manakin), 1057 nucleotides long. It is a transcript of the gene ENDOU, whose product is annotated as endonuclease, poly(U) specific. NCBI's taxonomy places the organism in Eukaryota, Metazoa, Chordata, Aves, Passeriformes, Pipridae. The record is from RefSeq and is a predicted model, not a curated record. Bases 57 to 929 code for a protein of 290 amino acids. The transcript has 7 exons. Gene Ontology annotation, molecular function: RNA endonuclease activity.
UGAGGUUGUCUUAUCCCUACUCAGAGUAUUUGCUGAGAGAAAAACUUCUUCCUGGCAUGGCAAGUAGGAAGGCCUUAAAUCAUGAACUUUCUAAACUUUUCAGUGAGAUGUGGGAUAUGGAUGUUCACCGCCUCAUGCCUGGGAAAGACUACACGAUUGAUGUGCAGGGAGAAGCAGGCCCAGCACAGCCAGGGGACAGUGCUGUCCGGGACAAUGCAGCCAGACAUCUGUUCCACAAUGUAAAUGAAGGACUCCUGAAGAGCAUAAAAACUUUUCCAACCUUUAUUUCCUUAUUGGACAACUAUGAGACAUCAACUGGUGUAGCUGAAGUAGUGACUCAAGAAGAAAUAGUUGAAAACAACAGUUUUCUUGAUGCUAUCUUAACAACAGAGGUCAUGAGGCGAGCUCAUGAAUAUCUGCUCAAAAAAAACCUAGCAAAGCCAAACCUUACCGAUUUCAAGCAUCAGCUCUAUGACAUCUGGUUCCAGCUCUACGCCAGGAAAGAAGAAGACAGACCCGAUUCUUGUGGUUUUGAGCAUGUUUUUGUUGGAGAAACAAGGCAUGGCAAAGAGAUCUUAGGUUUGCACAACUGGGUGCAAUUCUACCUUCAGGAAAAGCACAACCAGAUUGAUUACAAGGGAUAUGUCGCUUGGAAGAACAAAACCAGGCCUGACAAAGAUGUCCAAGUUUUAAGCAUCCAGUUCAGCUGGAAGGGCUCAGUCAAGCUGAUUGGAAGCACCUUUAUUGGUGUGAGCCCAGAGUUUGAAUUUGCCCUUUACAUCGUCAUUUUCCUGCUGUCUGAAGAAAAAUUCACCCGUGAAACAGUGAAAAUAGAUGAGUUGUCUGGUGCCAUGGACACCACCUGUCACUGGUGGGGUUCCACAGGGCUCCGUCUUAGGCCCAGUGCUCUUCUACAUCUUCAUAAAUGACUUGGACACAGGACUGGAAGGGAUACUGAGCAAGUUUGAAGAUGAUACAAAACUGGGAGGAGCUGUUGACUCCCUUGAAGACAAAUGCCAUUCAAAGAGACCUUGAUAAGUUAGAGGAUUGGGCAAUC